CCUCCCGUCCUCCUGGCCCCGGGGAGGCCCGUAGCCCCGCCCCAGCACUGCUGCAGCGGCUCUGCCUGGCCCCCUCUCGCAGCCUGCGCCGUGCGGAGAAGGGCAGGAGAAGGGUCGCGCACUUGCGGCAGAGUAAUAUUCUUAGGUGCACUGAAUCUGUCUUAUUGUUGCCUUCCUCUAUCUUCAUUAUCAGCAUUUGGUGAGUGCAAAGCAAAUAAAAACAUGUACAGAAUCCCAAAAUCUUCUGGUAGCACCUAUCUACCUCGGGAUGAAACAAGCCAUGGCACCAAUAGUGACACCUCAGACACAGAAAAUCAAAGCCGAGAUUUAAACUGGCUAUCUCAAAGACAAGGACGUAUACCCAGUAGUACUGAAAGCCAGACCCCUAUUAGUCUCAGGCAGGAAGAUAGGCAGCUUCAACACUCACCCAAAAAAGGUAUCAGGCUUGUCUUCCACUUGCUAGGACUAUGCAUAACAGUUCUGUUGCACUUUGUGAUGAAAAUAUGCAGCGCUUUUGCAAGGAAGAUUUGGGCUCGAAAGAUUAUUUCACUGGUGCUGUUCCUCCUUUCUUUAUUCUUUUUUGGUACUUACUACAUGGGAUUGCUUGAUGGAGGAGGAAUUCAGAUGUCCAGGGGAAUAUAUAAUGGCUUUGUCCUCUAUGAUUUUAACCAUUUCUGGCACAAGGAUGAAUCAGAGAUAUAUGGAAUGGAUCUGGAGUCUCUAAGGCAGGCAAACCAUGUUUUGAAAGAAAUCCAAUCUCUUAAAGAGCAGGUAGAUAAGCUACAGACAGAGCUUCAUGCUCUGAGACAAGGUACAAAGGAGAUCACCCAGCGUGCUAUCAGUGAAGCCCUGGAAGGGAGUGAGAUCAAAGGUGUUACAACAUGGACUGUUAAAAGGAUGCUGAAUAAAGUACUUGAAAAGUUGGAUGAAGACCAAGUCCAGAUGCCUGAUUAUGCCCUAAAAUCAGCAGGUGCCAGCAUUGUUCAGUCCAGAACUACCAGGAGCUACCGUCAUAAUAGAGGAAAAUUCUUUUGGUUAUCAUUUCCAAUGCUGGUUUUUGUAAAGUCUCCAGAAGUUAUUCUUCAGCCCAACAAUUACCCUGGGGACUGCUGGCCUUUCCCAGGAAGUCAGGGUGAAACUGUCAUCAAACUGGCUAUGGAAAUAAUUCCAAGAGCAGUUACAAUGGAGCACAUUCCCAAGAAAAUCUCCCCUACAGGAGAAAUCUCCAGUGCUCCUAAGGACUUCGCUGUCUAUGGCCUAAAGGAGGAAGAUGAGGAGCAAGGAACUUUCUUAGGAGAGUUCAUAUAUAACUGUGAAGGAGAUUUAUUUCAAACAUUCCAAUUGAAGAAUGAACUUUCUAAAUUCAUGAGGUAUGUGAAACUGAAAGUGCUGAACAAUUGGGGCCACCCAGAAUAUACCUGCAUUUAUCGAUUCAGGGUACACGGAGAUCUAAAACAUACCCAGGAGUUCUUUGAACAGAGCCCAAUACCUUAGGAACCACCACCAGCAAAUUAAAAAUGAAAUUCACUUGGGUGAUGAAGCGGAGUGGAUCUUAAGAAAGGGUGUCCAUAGCAGACAAAAAUAAAAAUGCAAAGAAAAAUAUUUUUUGGCAAAAUUGUUUGUUUUUUAUUCUUCAAAAUGUUGCUGUAUCUUAUUCUAUAGAAACAGUAUGUAUAGUGAAUAAAUAGCAUUUGUCUAAUAUUUCUGAGAGUGCCUAGGGUAGGAAAUUUUGGAUCAGAGUGAGGAGGUUUCUACAGGGUAGGAUUGAACCUUAUGUGCCCCUAGGCACAGCAUUUUCUGUGUCCCCCCCUCUUCUCCGCUCUCCCCCUCCCCCCCCCGCCUACAGCUGACCUUUGUGUUUUCUCUUUUUUAAAAAAAUAAAACUUUUAACCCAUGGUGUCCCUAGAACACUGGUGCCCCUAGGCAUGUGCCUACUGUGUCUAAUUGGAAAUCCAGACCUGGGGUUCUAAUGAGAGAGAAAUAUGUUGGAUGGAUUUUUCUUCAAAUCUAAGUUACUAACCAGAAAAAAUGUAGUGGGUUUUUUUUUUCCCCUUAGAGAUAGGAAAUACAAAGAGCCCAUCAAAGCUUUCCCUUGUGUUCCAUGUGGCACUCUUUGCUUAUCCUCUGUUGACCCACAGUAUUGGCUAGGGGCUCCUGAAUUCAUAGACCGUGAUUGAAACUCUCCAAGAUCAAUCUUCACCUACCCCUUAAACUCAUGGGGGCAGUUUCUCAGCUAGUGUAAAUUGUCCUAGACCCAUUGACUUCACAUUAACAACUUAUACCAGCUGAGGAUCUGCUCAAGGAAUGCUGUUUUUUCCUUGUGCAUCUCCAAUCUCCUCUCUCAUUUUCACAUAAUUUCAAUGGAAGUUAGGAGCCUAAAUACUGUUGAGGAUCUGGGCCUGUAUGUUCCUGUUGGUGAGAAGAGAAGCUUAUGUAUUAUAUUCCCCAAGCUUUUUACCAAGACAGUUUGCCACUAAAAUCCCAUCAAGUCACACAGUUAUUUUAUGAUGUAUAUGUACCCCUCUCCCUUUCUCUCUUCAGCUUCUCUCUGCCCUUUAGUUUUUGAUUUAUUAAUUGGUUUUGUACAAAUAGGAUAGCUGGCAUUCAUCUCUCGAACAUUUAAUGCACUACCUCUGAGACAUGCUAUUUUCUAUCCUCAUAGGAUUCAUCCAACAAUAUUAAUAACAGCAUUGCAGCUUAGUUGCUAACUAUCUGUGACACCAGAUAGUAAGUUUAAUAACAAGAUCCAGGAGGCACCAGCACCAAUCUUGUUACUUAUUAAUAUCUUCCAUAUGCAUUACUCCUAUAUAAUGUUUCCCAAAGUCUCUGAUAGCUCCCAAAAAUUCAGCCAAUAACCAAACUAGCACAAUGUAGUUUUAUUGUCAAGUUAAGUGUUGCAAAUUUGACUGGAUGUGUGGCUUGCAUUUUUUUUUCUAUCUUUGAAUAACCUGAUUCUGGGGCUAGAAAACUUGCUUCCAUGGCAAACAAAGAGCAUCUGCAAUGUUUUCCAGAUCAUGGUAGGCCCCAUCCAGCAAAAUGCAGAGCACUUUCUGCAUGGUGCAUAAGAGUUGAGCAAACUGAACACAUCGUGGAACUGGCCCUCUUGUGAUUGUUAUUGAUCCCUGCAGUUUUGCAGCUCUUAGUCCCGAGAAGUAUUUACUUCUAGCUUGUUUUACCAAAAAUAGCUAUGGGGUUGUGAAUAAUACAGUUGACA
Molecule: messenger RNA, 3214 nt
Organism: Chrysemys picta bellii (western painted turtle)
Lineage: Eukaryota; Metazoa; Chordata; Testudines; Emydidae
Gene: SUN3
Product: Sad1 and UNC84 domain containing 3
Cellular component (GO): meiotic nuclear membrane microtubule tethering complex; nuclear envelope
Molecular function (GO): protein-membrane adaptor activity
Source: RefSeq, a predicted model, not a curated record